CUUGAGCAGGAAGCUUCUGCUGGACGAGGCAGAGCAGGCUAAAGCCCGGAGUUCACGCGUUCAGGGCUAAAAGCGCGAUAAAGAACCAAACACGGAGUUUCGGUUUUCUGCUGUUCACUCGGUCACAAGUUCCCCAUAGCGCUGCAGGACAGUGAGGACAGUGAAGACAGUGAGGACAGUGAAGACAGUGAAGACAGUGAGGACAGUGAGGACGAGGUAAAGGGGAAAAUCUCAGGACCGGAUUCUGCAGAAGAGCUGCUCUGAAAACGGGCCGUUUUGCCUCGCAGGUUGAGCUGAACUCGGUUCUGUCCCUGUCUGUGUGUCAGAUAUGAUCAGCCUGCUCGCUGCUUUAUGUUUCUGUUUGACUUUCAGUCCCACCGAGGAGGACCAGAGUGUGUACAGGUCUGUCGCCGCUCCAGCUCAGGCCUAUUUUGCAGAAACGUUUGAUACAGACUCGUUGGACAGAAAGUGGGUGCUGUCCCGGGCGGUGAAAGAGAAGGAUGCUGACAUUCAUAAAUACGAUGGAGGGUGGGUUGUGGAGGAGCCUGAGAAACAAGUGCUACUAGGAAACAAGGGCCUUGUGCUCAAAUCUCCAGGUCGCCAUCACGCUAUAGCUGCGUACCUUCGCACGGUGUAUCACUUCAGAGACAAACCCCUCUUUCUGCAGUAUGAGGUUCACUUCCAAAAGGGGAUCGACUGCGGUGGAGCCUACAUAAAGUUGCUCACUCAUUCGGAUGAUCUCCGCUUGAGUCAGUUCAGUGACGUCACCCCAUACAGCAUCAUGUUUGGUCCAGACAAAUGCGGCAGUACUUACAAGGUGCAUUUCAUAUUCCGCCACCGGAACCCUCGGACCGGGACGUACGCGGAGAAGCACGCUCGGCAGCCUGAGACUGACCUGAGCGACUACUUCACGGACCUCAAGCCUCAUCUCUACGCUCUCAAUUUAUAUCCAGACAACACCUUUGAAAUUCUCAUUGACCAAACGCUGGUCAAACAGGGGAGUCUGCUGGAGGACAUGGACCCACCAGUGGUGCCUCCUCGUGAGAUAGAAGACCCAGAAGAUACAAAACCCACCGACUGGGAUGACAGGCGCCAUAUUCCUGACCCCACAGCAACAAAACCCCACGACUGGGAUGAGGAAGCCCCUCGGCUCAUUGCUGACCCCACAGUGCAAAGACCUGAAGGCUGGAUAGAAGAGGAAGAGCCCUUUGUCCCAGACUCAGAAGCUCAGCCUCCACAUGACUGGUCUGUUGAGAUGGACGGGGAAUGGGAGGCUCCUCUAAUCGCUAACCCUGCCUGUGCCGAGGCUGCAGGCUGUGGGUCCUGGAAGCCUCCCAUGGUGCCCAACCCAGCAUACAAGGGGAAGUGGAAAGCACCUAUGAUUGAUAACCCCAAUUAUCAGGGGAAGUGGCAGCCACGGAUGAUCCCUAACCCAGCGUACUUUGAGGACCCUCAGCCCUUCAGGAUGAGCCCUGUGGGUGCAAUAGGCUUUGAACUGUGGUCCCUUACUGGAGAUAUGCUGUUUGACAACAUCUUGCUGUGUGACAACCUAGAGAUGGCCAAACGCUGGACAGAGGACACCUGGGGACAGAGAAAGACACCGGGGAUUCUGGAGCGGCUCCUGCUUGCCACAGAAAAGCGUCCCUGGCUGUGGGGCUUGUACGUCUUCACUGUGGGACUUCCCAUCAUCCUCUUUGUCAGUUUAAUGUGGCCUGAUAAGCGAUUUGGCCCCUCGACUGAGGACUACUAUUACAAAAAAUCUGAUGAGCCUCAGCCAGACAGUCCCCAGGAUCCAGAGGGCCACACUGCUCUGAAUGACUCUGGGGCCAAGGUCAAAACUGGCCCGAGAAAAAGGGAAACCAGGAAAGCACAGAAAAAAUCAGACCUGGAGUUAAAGGAGAACUCAGACUGAGUCCUUCAGCUCUCCUGGGGAGAUACUGGACUAGACUUGAAGGAAGCCAUAAAAGACUGGAGCUGCGACUUGAUUCAGUUUCAAAAUGUCAAGGACAUCACAAGUCAUACAAGAAGGAAUGUUCUGAUUUGGUUAUUCGUGAGGAAAAGUGCACAGAAAAGUUCAAUUGGGAUGUGAUUCCUAAGCCUGAAAACAGUAGAAGCUAAUCAGUUUUGGAGCAACAUUGGAAAUUAAGCGUAGAAAAAAUAGCCAUUAUAUUGAACAGGUGUUAUGGGUACAAUAAAAACAGGGCCUUAAAAUUGAGACCGUAAUAAAACCUAUCCUGUGUUUUUACUGGUGGCAACUUUCAGUUCCUUCUGCAACUCUAAUUUACUGCUGCGUGUUUUGCCUAGACAUGCAGAGUUUAAGGACUGAUGGCUUUACAGAUGUUCCUUUACUGUAUUUAUGGUCAUCCGGACUGGACCAUGCCUUAAUGGGGUUAAAACACUACUUGAUCACUGGAUUACUUGAUUUCAGACGAAUGCUGCCUACUCGAACAUGAAGAGUUUUAUUCAAAAACACUAUAUAUAUAUAUAUAUCUGUUUGUAACACUUUUGGCUAUAACAGGUGUUUAAAAAGAAUAACAGCUGAUGUAUAAUGGAAAAAGAUUCUAAUAAAGAAGGUAUAAAUCAUAA
Colossoma macropomum (tambaqui) is the source of this 2586-nucleotide messenger RNA. RefSeq names its product calnexin. Gene Ontology annotation, biological process: protein folding. NCBI's taxonomy places the organism in Eukaryota, Metazoa, Chordata, Actinopteri, Characiformes, Serrasalmidae. Gene Ontology annotation, molecular function: calcium ion binding. The record is from RefSeq and is a predicted model, not a curated record. The coding region runs from base 329 to 1912 and encodes 527 amino acids. Gene Ontology annotation, cellular component: endoplasmic reticulum; endoplasmic reticulum membrane. The transcript has 14 exons.